AUGCAAGAAAAGAGCAAAGAGAAAUUACCAUUUGCUAUAGGAGAGACAAAGGAAGGAUGUAAUGUGUUCAAUGGAAAAUGGAUUUGGGAUGAGAAAAGACCUUUAUAUGAAGAAUCAGAGUGUCCUUAUAUACAACCACAAUUGACUUGUCAAGAACAUGGAAGGCCAGAUAAAGACUAUCAACAUUGGAGAUGGCAACCUCAUGGUUGCUCUCUUCCGAGUUUCAACGCGACAUUAAUGUUGGAAACACUUCGAGGGAAGAGGAUGUUAUUCGUGGGCGAUUCCUUGAACAGAGGACAGUAUGUUUCUAUGGUUUGUCUUGUCCAUAGAAUCAUUCCUGAGAAUGCUAAAUCCAUGAAAACUGUUGGUAGUUUCGAUGUUUUCAACAUUAAGGAUUACAAUGCAACAAUUGAGUUUUAUUGGGCACCAUUUCUGCUUGAAUCAAAUUCUGAUAAUCCAGGAAAACAUAGGAUUGAAGAAAGAGUAGUUCGAAAAGAUUCAAUAAACACACAUGGAAAAUAUUGGAAAGGGGCUAACAUAAUUGUGUUCAAUACUUACCUUUGGUGGAGGAGUGGCUUCAAUUUUAAUAUUUUGUAAUUUUCUUGACUCUUUCUUCUUGUUUAUU
Solanum tuberosum (potato) is the source of this 625-nucleotide messenger RNA. Its product is annotated as protein trichome birefringence-like 33. Gene Ontology annotation, cellular component: Golgi apparatus. Gene Ontology annotation, molecular function: O-acetyltransferase activity. The record is from RefSeq and is a predicted model, not a curated record. The transcript is spliced from 4 exons. NCBI's taxonomy places the organism in Eukaryota, Viridiplantae, Streptophyta, Magnoliopsida, Solanales, Solanaceae. Bases 1 to 597 code for a protein of 198 amino acids.